Messenger RNA from Lottia gigantea (owl limpet), 1117 nucleotides. RefSeq lists its product as hypothetical. NCBI's taxonomy places the organism in Eukaryota, Metazoa, Mollusca, Gastropoda, Lottiidae. The transcript has a single exon. The record is from RefSeq and is a predicted model, not a curated record. Bases 1 to 429 code for a protein of 142 amino acids.
AUGGCGAUGUGUUUAAUGGUGGUGGCUGCCGUUACUAUGGUCAACUGCGUUUCUCUGACCGCAGUUCCUGAUACUAAUGCCAAUCUUCACGCAGACGUUUCUUCAAAAGCUCUUGGAUCAAAAACUCCUUCGUUUUUUCGAUUAGGAGGAAAGCUUUUAAGAAUUCCUGAAUUUAUUUUAAGAGCAAGUCGAAAAUCCGGGCGUAUACCAAAAGUACCGGAUUUCUUGAAAAAUGGAAACUCUCUUAACAUUCGAGGAAUGAGCAACAAGAAAGGUGGAAUGCCGCCGAUUCCAAACUAUGUACGAGAAGGGAAAAUCCCCGCCUAUGCAUGGAGGUACAUCCCUAAGGUUCUGCUACCGUAUUUACCAUUGAUUAACCCUAAAAAUAUUCGACCCAAGACUCUUUCUCCGGCAAUCUCCAAGCAAUAGUCUUUCAACUUAAUGGUGCGAAGUGACAGGGUACUGUGUUCAUCAAUUAGUUCUUCUAUAUCCUACCUUAUUGUUCAUUCUUAUCUCAUAUGAAACUACAUAAUAUGGUUCUUAUAUGGAAAUAGCAAAGCCAUUUUGAGUCACUACCUCAAGUGAAUUUUUUUUUUUUGAAAAAAAGGCUAUAAUAUUUCAACUGAGCGCUCUUAAAGUUCUAUUGUAGCCAUUUCCAAAACUUUUCAUGUUUGUUUAAGACUAAGUGAGUAUUAUAGAAGAUUUGAAAUAUCGAUUCAUUAAGUCGAGGUAGAGCUUCAAAUUUGCUGUGACCAAGGUUCGUGUGUGUUAACCAUAUGUAUAUUGUACCGUGUACCGAACAUUGUAACACGUCUUCCCGCACCUUUACCCCGUCAGAUCCGAUCUCAUUAUCCUCAAUACACAUAACUUGAAAAUCAAAAUUAAAAACUUGGAAUGUGUUUUAUCAUAUCGAUUGAUGUCGAAAGGAUAAUCUUGUCAAGUGCUGAGGUGUCAAAUAUAUCUAAUUAAAGCAUGAAUGAAACAGAAAUCUGAUUGGACAAUGUCUUUGGUGCUAUUCCUUUGGACCAAUCACAUGUCAUGAAAUCAUUUAGUUAUGAUACUGGUUGUGGUUUUUACUAAUUUCAUGAUUCUAAUUUAAUAAAUCAUUUAUUUAAUU